Molecule: messenger RNA, 1740 nt
Organism: Macrosiphum euphorbiae (potato aphid)
Lineage: Eukaryota; Metazoa; Arthropoda; Insecta; Hemiptera; Aphididae
Source: the annotation of a GenBank genome assembly
AUGGACAGUGACGACCACCACCACCAACAACAACAACAACAGCGACGUCGGCGGUCGACGACGGCCGUGUUGCUACAGCAGCAUCAGCAACAGCAGCCUGGCGUGAGGUGGCGUGCGGUGCAGCCAGCCAGGAGGAGUUGCUCGGCCGUAACCGAAAGGGACAUGAUGAUGGUGACCGCCGGCGCGUGGCAGCCGUCCCGGCAACACUCGUUCACCGCCAAGAGAUCGUCCAGAGUUUACAGAGAAUUGUGUUCGGCAUGGAAUUCGCGUGUGGGCUCCCAAAAUUCGAACGCUCCGGCCCACAGAGUUCAGGCGCUGUUCAACGACCUAGGAUUAUACCUGACCUCGGUCCAAGUCGCUGAAAUGAUGCAGUGCGUAAUGAAAUGUGCCAAUAGAAGUUCGCCGGUAUAUAUGACAUUUGGUGAAUUUUGCUUGUUGGCUAGAAAACUCAAAAAUGGCUUGGAUAGAGGGAUACCGAGAUCUGUGCAGUUUUCACGGCUGUUGGAAAAAGAUCAAGAGAAACACAUCAGGGGAAUUAAAAAAAACUCGAGAAGUCCUCACAGCUACGACGUUUUCCUUGGCGGCUCCUGCAAUCCGACUACGUGGCGUCAAGACUUGGCCAUACCGUACCUGCAAGAUGCCGGUGUGUCAUUUUACAAUCCGCAAGUGGACCAUUGGAGCCAAGAUUUCUAUCGAAAUCGAACACGCUGCCAAGGAGAGCGCGACGAUAUUGUUCUACGUGAUCGACAGCCAGACCAGGAACGUGACGCGAUUGUCGGGUCCGUGGUCGCCGGCGAGCCCAUUUCUUUCCGUGAAGCGGAGGACAUACGCGAAGCCCUGACGACGCUCCACAAGAUCGCUGCCAACCAGGGGACGCUGGUGUUCGAUAACAUACCGGAAGGGUUGAACAAUGUCAUUCAGAUUCUGAAAGACAAAAACCGUCAGAGCAAUGAUACUGGAGAAGACAAUCCUACGUACCGCAAGAUACGUGAUGCAUUUAACAAGUUCAACGUCGAUGCACCAGGACCAGGGAAGAUGAACAUUUCCCAUGUGACAAGUGCUAUCCAACUGUUGGCCAAUCAGAAUCUAUCCGAAAUCGAUGUGCUAAACCUGACAUCUGAACACCAAGAUACAAAAGAUGUUGGAGGUAACCACCAAGUUUAUUUUACGUUCAACCAAUUUUACGCCAUUGCAUCUAAAUUUCUACAGUUACCAGAUAAAAACAAUCGCAGGAAUGGAUUUGAAAUUGGACACUCAUACCGUGUGAAUGUAGGUAGACCAUUAUACUUAUCACAAGAGAGUGUCGAAACCACACGGUCUUCAAAGACUACAGAUAUUUAUCUAGCUGGUGAAAGCGGUGAUGAUAUUCGGUGGAGAGAAGACAUUGCUAUUCCCAUGAUAAAAAAAUCUAAUUUAACAUAUCACACAGCAUCCAAAACAGAUCUAUCAGUAUUAUUAGAUGCACGUACUUUGUUAUUUGUUAUUCCAAACAAUUCAAGAUCUUUGGCAACCAUGAUACUAGCAGCAUAUAGUAUAGCUAAAGGCUGCAGAAUGGUGUUAUGUAUACAGAAUCUCAGUAAAGAUUACUGCACAGUUCGCGGUGAAAAGUUGACACAAACAGCUAUCAACGACUAUAACCGCGGACGGCUUUACCUAGCGGAUUUGGCAUCACGAGAGCGAGUGCCUGUGUUUGAAUCAAUUAAAGAAGCGGUUGAAAUUGCUAUGCAAAAGAGCUUAUAG